Monodelphis domestica (gray short-tailed opossum) is the source of this 990-nucleotide messenger RNA. RefSeq names its product olfactory receptor 4F3/4F16/4F29-like. Gene Ontology annotation, cellular component: membrane. Gene Ontology annotation, biological process: G protein-coupled receptor signaling pathway. The record is from RefSeq and is a predicted model, not a curated record. Lineage: Eukaryota; Metazoa; Chordata; Mammalia; Didelphimorphia; Didelphidae. Gene Ontology annotation, molecular function: G protein-coupled receptor activity; olfactory receptor activity.
AUGGAUGUAAGAAAUCAGUAUAUAGUUUCUGAAUUUGUGUUGAUGGGAUUCACCAAUUUUUGGGCGAUGCAACUCUUUUUCUUUGUGUACUCCUCUGUGUUGUUUUUGGCAAUUAUACUGGGAAACAGCUUGAUUGUACUUAUGGUGGCCUUUGACUCUCACUUACAAUCCCCCAUGUACUUCUUCCUGGCCCAACUCUCUUUCAUUGAUAUGAUUGAUUCCUGCAUGGUGACGCCCAAGAUGCUUGCUGACAUUUUUAGGAAGCAUAAACUCAUUUCCUUUGGAGGCUGUGUUUCUCAGAUCUUCUUUAUUCAUGCUGUUGGGGCUACUGAAAUGGUGCUUCUCCUAGCCAUGGCUUUUGACCGCUAUAUUGCAAUAUGUAAGCCCCUCCAUUACCUGACUAUUAUGAACCUAAGAGUGUGCAUAUCUAUUGUGGUCACAUUCUGGACGAUUGGAAUUUCCCACUCCUUCAUCCAAUUGGCUUUUGUGAUAAAGUUGCCCUUCUGUGGCCCUAACAAAAUAGACAGCUUUUACUGUGAUCUUCCAUGCUUCAUUAGUCUUGCCUGCACAGACACUUACAGACUGCAGUUCUUGGUUACUGCCACUAGUGGAUUUAUCUCUCUGGGAGUCUUUUUCAUUUUGAUCAUUUCAUACUUUGUCAUCCUGAUCAGUGUCAGGCAGCACUCUUCUGGGGGUUCAACAAUGGCCCUCUCCACACUGUCAGCUCACAUUGCAGUGGUGAUUUUGUUCUUUGGUCCGUGUAUCUUUGACUAUGUGUGGCCAUUUCCCAGAUGGCCAGUAGACAAAUACCUUGCCCUUUUUGACUCAAUUUUAACUCCUUUUCUGAAUCCCAUCAUCUACACAUUAAGGAAUAAAGAGAUGAAAGUGGCCAUGAAGAAAGUAGGGGAACAACUGUUGGUUGUGAAGCGAGGAGAGCAUGAGAUUCUAUAUCAGUCAUGUGAUCCUACACAAGACACUUUUCUCCUGUGA